This is a messenger RNA of Aspergillus novofumigatus IBT 16806, 790 nucleotides long. RefSeq names its product snoRNA-binding rRNA-processing protein IMP3. The transcript is spliced from 3 exons. Lineage: Eukaryota; Fungi; Ascomycota; Eurotiomycetes; Eurotiales; Aspergillaceae. Gene Ontology annotation, biological process: rRNA processing. Gene Ontology annotation, molecular function: structural constituent of ribosome; snoRNA binding; rRNA binding. Gene Ontology annotation, cellular component: small-subunit processome; small ribosomal subunit; Mpp10 complex. The coding region runs from base 66 to 632 and encodes 188 amino acids. The record is from RefSeq and is a predicted model, not a curated record.
UCAAAUCGCAUCGCUCAAUCCACUCCCUUUUUUUCAAAGGAACAACUAGCAUAUAAUCACCAAAAAUGGUCCGCCAACUUAAAUACCACGAGAAAAAACUCCUCCGAAAGGUCGACUUCAUAAACUACAAAUCCGACGGCGGCCACCGCGAGCACCAAAUCCGCCAACGCUACCACCUCCAAAACGACACAGACUAUAAAUCCUACAAUGCGCUGGCCGGCUCCCUCCGCCAACUCGCCCACAAGCUCUCCCAGCUCGACCCGGACUCGGACCCGCUGCGCAAGAAGCUCGAGUCCGAGGUUCUGGAUAAGCUGUGGCGGAUGGGAUUGCUGAAGCAGUCGCGCGAGCAAGGGGCCGGUCUGUCGCGGGUGGAGCGCGAGGUGACGGUUUCGGCGUUUUGUAGGAGGAGGUUAGCUGUUGUGAUGGUGAGGACGGGGAUGGUGGAGACGAUUAAGGCUGCUGUGACGUAUAUCGAGCAGGGACAUGUGCGCUGUGGCCCGGAGGUCGUCACGGACCCGGCUUAUCUGGUUACGCGCAAUCUGGAGGAUCAUAUCACCUGGGUGGAUAGCAGCAAGAUCAAGCGCAAUAUCAUGCGCUACAGGGAUAACCUGGAUGAUUUUGAGCUGCUGUAGUUGCUUGGCUGACUACUGGGCUGGGCGGACUAGGCUGACUGGGGAUAGCUAUACGCUUCUAUCGAUACCCAUAUAUUGCAUUGCAUGGCGUUGGGUGUUACGUACAUUACUGGAGAUCUAGAAAAGCGUACAUUCAUCAAAAUCAUUUCGAGAAUAUA